Parnassius apollo (apollo) is the source of this 1380-nucleotide messenger RNA. NCBI's taxonomy places the organism in Eukaryota, Metazoa, Arthropoda, Insecta, Lepidoptera, Papilionidae. The record is from the annotation of a GenBank genome assembly.
AUGUCCGUGUGGGUUUUUAUAAACCUUCUUUGUUUUGGUAUGUGUGGUUAUUUGUAUUUGAUCUGGUCACAAUAUUGGAUGAACAUUGAAAGACAGCGGCUGUUUAAUAAAACACCAAGCAUUCCGCAACAUGGCAGUGUCCCUGAAAUAAAUUUUCAAGAAACUUCUUAUUCUGAGAAGUAUAACAUUAACUCAGUGUUUGCUAAUACGAUGGUGAGAGAAAAAAAUGACCAUAUAAACAGGAGGUCAAUAGUUGCUAUGAAAAGUAGCGGAAAACUAUCUCAAUCUACCGGGCAAACCCGUCCGUUUACAAAUAUUGUGCGCAAAAGUCAUGGAAGUCCAAGAUUUCCGAACAUACAUAAACCAAUAUUAGAAUUUGAUAGUGAUAAAUACGUAUGUAAUGACUAUUUGACUUCGGAAUGUGAGGCGCGGACGGCUGAAUUCAAGACUCUGUUAUUGAAAGAGUUUCAUAGAGUCUUAAUGAGCGACAGCAAAGUUUUUACAUCAGGAUUAAAUUCACAAAACCCUUACGACGUGCACUAUGAAAGAGGGCAGUGGAAGGAGCGGACAAAAAAGGACAUUUUGUGCGCGUUAGGCGGUGUUUCUGUUCAAACAGUAACAGCAGAAGACGAACCAUUUAAGAUGUUAAAUUAUAACAUUCCUAAUGAUCCCUUACAACGUCAUCGAACAUUCAACACCUGUGCUGUUGUAACUAGUGCAGGUUCCUUACUGGGCUCUAAUUUAGGAGAUUUUAUAGAUUCACAUGAUAUGGUUCUAAGAUUCAACAACGCCCCCACUGAGAAUUUCACAGAAGACGUGGGAUCAAAAACAACAUUCCGUGUCUUAAAUUCUCAAGUUGUCACAAAACCGGAGUACAAUUUCUUGGACAAUCCUUUGUUUAAUGGAGUAUCGAUAUUAAUAUGGGACCCGGCAAAUUAUUCAUCCACUUUGGACGAAUGGUAUCAUCAUCCCGAUUUUCCUCUUUUUCCUGUUUACAAAAGAUUGCUUGAAACCAGACCGCAAGCGGAUGUACAUUUACUAUACCCUAACGUAUUGUGGGGUCUCUGGACCGUUUUACAAGAUUCAUCCCCCUAUCGUCUAAGAAGGAAUCCACCUUCAUCAGGUUUUACAGGUGUUUGGUUUGCAUUACACCGCUGCAAUCGUGUUCGCGUGUUCGAGUAUGUGCCAUCGGCCAGGGCCACACGGAGGUGUCAUUACCACGCGCCCCGCACCGACACCGCUUGCACUUUGGGUGCCUGGCAUCCACUAGCUCAGGAGAAGGCUCUUACUGAGAGAAUACGGGAAAAUUCUGAUAUUGAUGUCUUCCAAAGAGGCUUUCUUGACUUACCAGGUCUCAGCAAUAUAAACUGCAAGACUUAA